Molecule: messenger RNA, 21490 nt
Organism: Podarcis lilfordi (Lilford's wall lizard)
Lineage: Eukaryota; Metazoa; Chordata; Lepidosauria; Squamata; Lacertidae
Source: the annotation of a GenBank genome assembly
GUGAGUCUCCGGUCCGGCCCGCCCUCCGCUCAGAUACGCGCCGCGCUUCCGCGCUCUCCUGCCGAGCGGGGGCGGAGCCAGGCUGGUCACGGGGAAGAGAGACCCGCACAGCUGCGGCUUGUUCCCGGGGGAAGGAAGAGGCUCCCAGGGCGAGAGUCAUGGCUGCGUUCGUGGAGCUGAGCACCAAGGCGAGGAUGCCCCUCUUCGGGCUGGGCACUUGGCAGGUACUGGGGGGCAAAGCGGGCGCAGGGACCACCCGGCUGCAGCUGCUGCUUUUGCAUUUUGCCCUUUGCAGCGCGGCGCCUUCAAAGCUGCCCGGGCUGCAGGCGGGAGUUGCGCGCCUGGCUGCUUUUAAGCCUUUCCUCCAUUUAUUUCUUUUCCUUGCGCAGCUGGAGGGAGAGGGAGACCCGCUUGCUCGGCGGAGCGCUUAGCCGCCGUGCCUUUCCGCACGUUUGCUCCGCGCAGCCGGGAAAGGAGGUCGGCCUUGCAGCGCUUUGGAGCGACUUCUAUGCAACUCUUUCCCUUCUCUGCUUUUUAUUGCCUAUAUUCAGCUCGAUUCGGGUAAUAUAAGGUUCAUCCAAAACCGGGUGCGUUUCCAGGACGAACGUUUCCUUUAAAUUGUGCUGCUUCGGCCCGAAAAAAACGCACAAGCCUCGUUCUCACGUGCAGAUGGUUUUCUCGGAGUGCCUGCACGUGAGAACUCCGCGGCGCUUGAGAGUCAUCAAAGCAGCUGCAGGUCCGAUUUUGCUUAUUAGCAAUUGAGAGGCGUGUUCUCCCCAAAGUUGCCUUGGUUCCAUUUUUAAGCAGUCCAAGGCAGUGGUUGUCGCCAUUAUCUUAUGACUUGCGCGUCCAGGGAGUUUUAUUCUGCGCCGUGAUAUCGAAAGUUUUUUUAGUUUUUAUUAUUAUUAUCUUGAAUCAGCUGGCAGCCAGUUUCAUUGGAUGGACAGGAGACCUAGUAUAGGAGAGGGGGAGAGAAGAAAAUCGUACUUUGUGCAUGCACGUUCACAUAUGCCUGCCUGCUGCUCUCAGCGAUAAUUUGCAUUUGUGGAUGGGGCCGUUGCCAGCAUCCUCACACAUAGAACUCGUUUCCUCUUGUUGCCUUGUAGCCCCUCAGUUCCAAGUGGUUCUCAGUUGUCAGUUCAGACGUUUUGCUGCCAGACAUCACCUCUGAAGUGUCUUGCAGGACCUGGUGACUUGCGUGUGUGAAUGGCCAGUGCAGAAUUCAUAUCAGAGAGAGCGGUUUCCUUUCUCCUCUCGUCAACUCGCCCAAAAGCUUUUCAGAGGAGUCAGUUCCCAUGCAGUUUCCAGUCUUCCAAGUUCAUAGUCAUCAAGUGAGGUACAAAAGCAUCUCUUGUAGUUGCAAUGACCCCAAAUGAACAGUAAGCCCAUUAGGACGGCCUCUCAGUUUCCAGUUUAGUGGCAGAAUUUGUAAGCCAAGGCAGUUCACUCCUGGCUUUACUCUUCUCGAACAUUCAUCAGCGAUGUGGAAUUCCUGGCAAAUUUUAAACUGGAAAAUGUUCCUGCACCCAUUUUCCAAUUCAAAACAAUUUUCCUCUGCGGACAUUGCAGUUGGCAUGAGAAUUCCCCCCCCCCCCAGUGUUCUAGAUCGUGAUCCAGUGUAGCCCGCUUAUUAUAUUAGUAGACAAAUCCUAAAUAUGCUUAGUAUUUGUGGUAAAAAGCAUUUGAUUGAAAUUUUAAAAUGUUUAAAAUUUCUGAGGGUUUUGAAUAUUGAGGUUCAAUUUAUGUUUCGAAUUUCUUUACAUUGUAUAAUUUCUGGCAUUGUAAGCCGCUUUGCAACCUAGACAGUGAAAAGCAGGUUAUAAUUGUUUAUAGUGUCUGUGUGUGUGUGUGUGUGUGUGUGUGUGUUUAAAAAAGCUAAAUGCUUUGAAGCUGCCAAGCUUGGCUAACAUUGGGUUUGCAGUUGGCAUCCAUCUAUUGUACUAAUUAAUUUACGAAAAAGUAAAGCGCUAGUAAAUUAUCCGUGUCUCAUUCAUACACACAGCAGACUUUGCUCAUUGUUGCUGCAGAGGAAUUCAUGGGUAGAAAUGGCAAAGAAGCAGAUUUUGGUUAAACAUGAGGAGCCCUGUUCCUAAGGGUAAUAAGAGGUGUUCAGCAGUAGACUAGCCUGCUUUGGGAAAUACCUUUGAACAGAGGCUGGUCGGUGUUUGAACAGAGGCUGGCCGGCCAUCUGUCAGAGAUGCUGUAAUUGCAUCAUAUGUUGAACAGCGAGUUGGAUAACAACCCCCAGAUCCCUAUCAAAACUACAGUGACCUAGCAUAGGUCAGCGGUAGAGCUUCUGUCUUGCAUGCAGAAGGUCCCAGGUUCAAUCCCCGGCAGCUCCAGGUCGGACUGGGAGAGAUUCCCUGCCUGAAACCCUGGAGAGCUGCUGCCAGCCAGUGUGGACAAUAUUGAGCUAGGUGGACCAAUGGGUCUGGCUCGGUAUAAGGAAACUGCCUUAUGCUGCUGUUGUUCUUGGCAUCCAUCUGUCUUGGGAGACAGUGGAGGAGUUUACCUUUGGGGGUGAUGUCAAACUGUUGCAGCGCCUGCUUCCAGUUGUGCUUCUGCAGAUGCACCAGGGCGUCUGUGCUCCUCCCAGCCGUCAUUCCUCCUCUGGUCACUGCUGUGGAUACACAACCUUGACCGUCUGUCUCCAGGCAGUCUGAGGUCGUCAGCGGGGUUGAUGUUGCCAGCCUUCAUGUCACAACUGCAGACAUAUUUGUUACACAGAGUUGGUCUGCCAACGGGCCUGGUGCCUGAAGCCAGCUCCCCGUACAGCACGUCCUUGGGGAUCCUGCCUUUAUCCAUUUGGUGGACAUGACCAAGCCAGAGUAGACUUUGUUGAGACAGGAAUGCAAACACACUGGGAAUGUGGGCUUGGGAGAACACAUCUUGGUUUAAGACUGUGCUGCCAUGUGAGGCCCCAAACCUUCCUGACACAGCGCAUGUGGAAGGUGUUGAGGUGUCUCUCCUGUCAGUCGCUCCUGUCGGCCUUGGUCCAGUAUACCUGAAGGAGCAUCUCCAGCCCCAUUGUUCUGCCCAGACGCUGAGGUCCAGCGCUGAGGGCCUUCUGGCAGUUCCCCCACUGCAAGAAGCCAAGUUACAGGGAACCAGGCAGAGGGCCUUCUCGGCAGUGGCACCCACCCUGUGGAACGCCCUCCCACCAGAUGUCAAAGAGAAAAACAACUACCAGACUUUUAGAAGACAUCUGAAGGCAGCCCUGUUUAGGGAAGCUUUUAAUGUUUAAUAGGUUAUUGUAUUUUAAUAUUCUGUUGGAAGCUGCCCAGAGUGGCUGAGGAAACCCAGCCAGCUGGGCGGGGUAUAAAUAAUAAAUUAUUAUUAUUAUUAUUAUUAGUUGUCAGUUGACCACGACACAUUUCCAUAAUGCAGUGUGCACAACACGCAAGACCAUCUUGGUCAGGGGUCAGCAAACCUCUUCAGCAGGGGGCCAGUCCACUGUCCCUCAGACCUUGUGGGGGGCCGGACUAUAUUUUGAAAAAAAUAUGAAUGACUUCCUAUGCCCCACAAAUAACCCAGAGAUGCAUUUUAAAUAAAAGGACACAUUCUACUCAUGUAAAAACACGCUGAUUUCCGGAUCGUCCGUGGGCCGGAUUUAGAAGGGGAUUGGGCCGGAUCCGGCCCCCGGGCCUUAGUUUGCCUACCCAUGAUCUUGGUACUGGGAGUUAGCAUCACGUUUUCCCAUACCCUUUUGGAGAGGCGAGCCAUUGAAGUAGCUGCAUUGCCAAUAUGCUUGUCCAGCUCAGCGUCAAGGGAACUGAUUAUGGUGAAACUCAGACAAAACAGUUGAUAAGUCUCUGUAGAGUGUCCCUGGAGUGCCCUGUCAAGGCUGCAUCGCCUGCAAACAACACCUCUCAAUUUAUAGUUCGUAGAGAAUUCGUAGUUAGAAUCAUCCGGUUUUUGGAAGCCUAAGAGUUGUUUCACGGUAAGCAUCACAAGUUUCUUUCCCAAGGGCCUUGUUGUAGAAGCGCAGCCAAGAGGAAAAUGUUGCCUUUCUCAUUCUGUUUGUUCAGCCUCAUAAAAGUAAUGGAAACAAUUUUAGAAAUAUAAAGACACGUUUCUGCCUCCUGCUGUCAUAAGGCAGCCUGAAAUUCCUCGGCCUCCCAAGACCCCCAACGCAACAUCCUCUCCCCAUUUUUCAUCUUUUAUUAAGGGAAUUGGCAUCUUAAUUCUCUUUUUUUCUACUUUUUUCUUUUUUUGCAGAUUGUGAAAUGAGGCAGAAAGAUCUGCUUGCCCCGCAAAGCCACAAACCCUAUUCAGGCAUCACUUGCACCAAUAAUGAAUAAUAAUAAUAAUAAUUUUUUAUUUAUACCCCGCCCUUCCCCGUUCAGAAAACCGGGCUCAUGGUGGCUAACAACAAAUUUAAAACACUUAAUUGUUGCAACAUAAAACAGCAUAAAAUACAGUAUAAAGCGUGAAUAACAAUAAAUUCAGAAUUCAAAAAUCAAUUUAGGGGGAAAAUCCAUCCAAUAAACAUUAGAUGAUCACCAGGGCUCGCUGGCUAAAUUAGUCCUAUUAGAGGAGACCAGGGGAGAAUUAGCUGUGGGAUCCCAGAGCGGGCAAUCUUCAUAAAAAGGGGAGGGGGAGGGAAGGAAGGGGAAUAAAAGAUCAGGCUAAGUUCAGAUUGAAAGCCAGGCAGAAUAGCUCUGUCUUACAGACCCUGCAGAAGGAAGUUAAAUCCUGCAGGGCCCUGGUCUCAUGGGACAGAGCAUUCCACCAGGUUGGAGCCAUCACUGAGAAGGCCCUGGCCCUGGUGGAGGCAGGCAUGGGGGGGAAUGGGGUUGUGGGGUGGUCAGGCGACUUCUCCCACCAUUGCUGUUCUUAGGCAUAACUUCUGAAAUGAGGAGCCAGUUCUGCAGAUGAAAUCUUUCUGCCUGAUUUAAUUCCCUAAGUUCUAAAUCCGAUGGGUCUCAUCACUGCUGUAUGAGAAGCACUGGUCUAGGGGAAGUUUAGCCAGCAUGGUUUUGCUGACUCAGAGUUAGCAGCAGAACUGUGGUGGAUCAGCCUUCCGUGAGCAAGAGCCCUCAGAAUGAGUGAUGGGAAUUGUAGUCCAAAACAUUUGGAGGGCAUCAAGCUGGGAAAUGCUGAUUUAGUUUGCAAGUCUUUGGAACAGGGAAUCUGCCCUUUUGCCUGUGCCGCUCUGCAAAGCACCAGAUGUAUGGGUGGAAGUUUGGAAUAUUUGACCCAGAUCAACAUUUUGUCAUAUCAACUCUAUACCCAGGUUAGCAUAACUGAAAUCCAAAUGGCUCCAGCAAACAAUUCCAGCAUUCUGGUGUCAAAUUGUUUUGCCUAUUUGGAACUAGUUUUGUGCAAGCUUUUUGAAGCUAGCAACUUGGGCAUCCUUUUCAUUCUUCCCUGAAAUUUGUUUUCCAAAUUGUAAAUCACAUUUCUUGUUUAUUGUGGGAAUAUAUGUUUUCGGAGUGGGGGGCAGGGUAGUAUGUGGUAAUAUUUGGUUUUUCUUUUUGUGGUAAUGUUUGAAAACGUUUAAUAAAUCUAGUUAGCAAUAUAUCUGACAUUUAUUCGAAUUGGGAAUGUUUGUUUGUUUUAGGGGGGGAAAGGCAAUUUGGUACAUUUCAAAGGCUGGCAGGGCUUGUUUUGGUGCUUGAAAAAAAAAUACAAAUUUUGUAUUUCAGGCACCUGUUGGAAAAGUAGGCGAAGCCGUUAAAUGUGCCAUUGACCUCGGAUACCGCCACUUCGACUGCGCCCACUACUACAAGAAUGAGGAUGAGAUUGGGAGUGCCCUCCAGCAGAAAAUCAAGGAAGGGGCUGUGAAACGGGAAGAUCUCUUCGUUGUUAGCAAGGUAAGGUUGUUAUUGCCUCAAGAAGAUUCCUCAGAGCCCCAGCCUGAGGUGGUUGAUUUUCAGUGAGAAACCAUCUUGGGAGCACAUUCUGGAUUGGGCCCUGGCUCCUUUCCCCGCUUCAAAAUAAACAUGGCUGGUUUGAGUGCUUGAAAAAAAAAGCAUGGCCAACAAUGUAUAGAUUGGUCCUGAGUACAAUCAACAGAAUAUUAUUUUCCUAUACUGUUAUCCCUUUUGGCUACAGGUGUGUGUGUGUGUGUGUGUGUGAGAGAGAGAGAGAGAGAGAGAGAGAGAGCUGUGAGGUGCAUGUCUGAAUGCUUCUUCAUGGUGAGAGUAAGGGAAAGGCCAUCGUGAAGAAACAGACACAAGGAAAAUUAUCAUGUCAGAUAUACAAGCCCUAAACUAGCUUUCUCCCAAGAUUUUAUAUAUUUAUUUCAUAAUGUCCAAACCGCUCUGCAUUCAGAGAAUACUCAAUCAGUGUGCAGAAAUAAUAAUACGGAGCAUAAAACAGUAUUUGCAUGCAAACAAACCCCAAUGAGAAUUGAAAAGUGCAGAAAUGGACUAAUUUGGGAAGUGUUGGGAGAGAGGAAAAGUUCAACUAAUGUCAAAAAUGUAACAGAGAGAGCUUGCUAUACUUCUUAAGUGAAGAGAAUUGGACUACAAUUCCCAUCAUCCCACUAGACAUUCUGGCUGACGCUUAUGGGAGUUGUUGUACUCCAACAACAUCUAGAGGGCCCCACGUUGGCUUUCCCUGGCCUAGGGUCUGCAACGGUUCCUUGGGUAAAGGACUCAUAAUCAGGGUUGAAAGUGAUGUUUUCUGCCAACUCGGCAGAGGAGACGGGUCAAUGUGCUGAUGGAUUUCUUCUUCCCCUGCACAGCUGUGGUGCACUUUCCAUGAGAAGCACUUGGUGAAGGCAUCAUGCCAGGAUUCUGUCUCUGCGCUGAAGGUGGACUACUUGGACCUCUAUCUCAUGCACUUCCCCAUGGGAUUCAAGGUAACAGCGAAGCCCCUCAUCAUCCCUUUCUGCUCAGUGGACCUUGGAUGUUACAGGAAGAUUCUCAACCCUCCCAAGAGGCGGGGUGGGACCUUGGGAGGUGGCCAACAGACAGAAACAUAACAAUUGCCCUUUUCUCUCCGCCAGGCCGGAGAGGAUUUAGUUCCCCGUGACGAGAAGGGUAUGGUCAUCCCCAGCAACACGGAUUAUCUGGGCACUUGGGAGGUAAGCUUGACUUGAGCUCAUUUUGAAGGUGCUUCAAUGAAUUCCAUCUUGUGGUUGAGCAGGAAAAUCAGGGAUGCAACAGAACUUGAAGCAGCCCACUAAGAUCUUGGACAAAGGUCUUCUCAUUCUCUAUUCCCUGAAAUCCUUUUUUCGAUCAGAGAUGAUGAACAUAGAGGCCAUAUUUUUUUUAUAAGCACAAACAGAGGAAGAUGCCUUACUUGUCCCAUCAGCACUAAGGCAGCAAUCACAAUGCCUUCUAGAUGUUGCUGGAUUACAAUUCCUAUCAUCCAUGCCCUUUGGCCAUGCUGACUUGAUGGGGGUUGGAGUCCUAGCAUUUGGAGUGCCCCAGGUUGGCUAUCCCUGCUCUACACUGACUGGCAGCGACUAUCCAGGGAUCUACCUGCACAUGGCAGGGAUUGAACCUGGGAUCUUUUGAAGGCAAAGCAAGUACUCUGCCAAAGAGCAACAGUCUCUCCCCAACCGAACAACAGGUCUCCUCACCUCCUGUGUGCUCUAAUGGUGAGAAAUACCAGUGCAUUCAUUGACUCAUAUUUCAGUCAAGCACAGGCAUUCCCAGUUCCAGUCAGGUGUAGGGAUUUUCAGCCAGAGUUGAGCAUCAUUGAGAAGUGCCUUACCUGGGAGGUUAGAAGGUUAACUGGGCUUGGUUUCAGCCCUAUCCUCUGCAACCUUAACCCUUUUGGGUUAAACUUAGAUGUAUGUAUGUAUAUAUUUUUGAAAAUUUUCACUGAGAAAAUAAAGUGAAAAAAGCAGAAACACAACACAACGAAACAUUGAAAUUGUGAUACAGUAUAAUAUAUGGGUGUAUAAGUAGUACAGUUAUUUCAGCAAAUGUAAAAUUAUCAUUAACACGUUACGCUUUUUAUAAAUGGAUCCCAAAUGUUGUUAUAUUUAUUCAGACACAGUCUGCAUCUAAAAGCAAUCUGUCUGUAUGUUGCAAGAGUUGUCAUGUCUUCUAUCCAUUGAUCAGAGGGGGCCAUGGUAUAUUCUUUCCAAUGGAUCAGUACCUGUGUUUUGGCAGAAGGGGGCAGAGAGACCACGUACUUUGACCCUGUAUAGUUGAUAUAUAGUUUGAAAUGAUGCAAUUAUUAUUAUUUGUAUAAUUAUUAAGUGCAUAAUUUCAAACUAUAUACCAACUAUACGGGGUCAAUGUACGUGGUCUCUUUGCGCCCUUCUGCCAAAACACAGAUAAUGAUUAUUCAUAAAGGAAACAGCUUAUAAGAAGUAAACAAGGAGGCCAGGAUACAGGAUAAAGGAAGUCUUUUAUUUGGUUGGCUGUAUUGUUGUAUGUUAUGCUCAUUGUAUGUUAUUUUCAUGUUUAAUGAGGGUGGAUUUCUGUUUUGGGGGGUGGGGGUUUAUGUUAUGUUGUAAAUAAAAUUCCAAUACAAAUUAAAAUAUUAAGAAACUGGGGUAAAAAGAAAGAAAGAAAUGAUGCAAUUAUCUGACAGGUUUAAAUUUUCCCCAUAGUAGUAUUUCCAAAAAUUUCUAAGUGUAGGACAUUGCAUAAACAUGAGUUUCAAAGAAGCAUUUUCCUUAUCGCAUCUCCAGCUGCAUGUCAUCAUAGCUUAAUCAUGGCUUUUGAGAUGCUGAUGAUAUUCCACCCGUCUAAAUGGUUCACUUGGCCAGAGAUGCUGUGCUCUUGCCACCUGUGGUUAUAGCUUAGGUGUGAAAGUUUGUUCCAACACAUAGGACCAAGGUGAUGCCCUGAAUUUCAUCUGCCUUCCCGCUCUCCCCUUAGGCAAUGGAGGAACUGGUGGAUUGUGGGCUGGUGAAAGCCAUUGGGAUCUCCAAUUUCAACCACUAUCAGAUCGAGAAGCUCUUGCAGAAACCUGGCCUGAAGCACAAACCUGUCAACCACCAGGUGAGUAGGGCUAGCAUCUCUGCCUGCUUCUGGAAAUGUUGCUGCGUUGAAGCUCCUCAGUACUGGGCACGGUCUCGUCAGGAACUGCUCCUCCACAACCUUACCUUGCGAGCUCCCCCAACACAGCUGAGCUUCCCUGCUUUCAUGGAUGUGGACAUCUCGAAGCUGGUCACUGGCUUGUGUUUGAAAAUCCUUAGCUGUGCUGCCUUCCUCAACUAGGCCGCAUCCACACCAUGCAUUUUAAAGCACUCUACCACUUUCUGCAGUCACGGCUUCCCCCAAAGCAUUCUGGGAGCUGUGCUUCGUUGAGGGCACUGCAUGUUGUUAGGAGACCUAUUCCCCUCUCAAAGUUCCCUGUGAAGAGGGAUUGACUGUUUAUCACCUUCUUAGAUAAUGUGUGUGUGUGUGUGUGUGUGUGUGUGCGCGCGCGCACAUUUGUGUUUGUAGAGUGGGAGGUGAGUUCGCCAAUGUUUUGUCUCCCCUAAAAUAGGACUAUUGUUCAAAGGAGUGUGUCAGUUCUUGCUAGUUGUGUAAUCCAGAGUUUUCUUGGGCUUGCAGAUUGAGUGCCACCCAUACCUUACCCAGGAGAAGCUGAUUCACUACUGCCAAUCCAAAGGGAUCUCUGUGACUGCUUACCGACCUUUCGGCGCCCAUACGUAAGACUGCUUUGAAUUAAACUUUUGGCUGGAUGAUAACAUUCAUUGUCCAGAUUGUUUGCUUUCUGUGUUUAUGUUGUGUGAUCAAGUGUAUAUGGCCAUGGAGUCAUUGAUGGGUCUGUGGAGCUUAUCUACUGUUGUAUUUAUUUAUGUAUUACCUGGUUUUCAUAUUACAUGACACAGUAUUCUUGCAAAUACAGAAUCCCUAAGCCUAGACUCUUCUUAAAUGCCUCCUGCAAAGGAAAAUCUCUCACCUUCCAAGGUCAGCAGCUACUGUUAGAAUUCCUGCUCUGUGAUUGCAGUCAUGGGAUUGUUGUCUUUCACAUGACUGUAUAUGUUUUGACUCCACAGAGUGGGAAGUGACGGAGACAGAAUGUUUGUGUUACUGUGUUCCGUGAAGUGGGACUACUGUCCUUUGUUCUUUUUCUCUUUGCUGUCUGAUGCUUGAGAGAGAGGGAGCCAUGUUGCAGUGCUCCGUGUGUGUUUAUAUGUAAAUAAAGUAGAUUAGCCAAAAUGCUGAGUUGCUGAGGUCUGUCACGCAAGCUGUGAAGACUCUGCGGAUCCCUAAGUGUGUCGAUGUCUGGUGGCAUCGGUCGCUGUGAUGUUUGGGCUGAAGAAAGCUUUUGAAGCUCCCGAAUGAUCGACCAGGAGGGAGGGAACGUGCCAGUCGGGCAUGUUUCUCUGCCAGGGUCCUACUCGAGUGUAGGACGAGCUCCUGACAGCUACUAGUUGCUCUACCUGUGUUGUCAGAAGCAGUAUGCCUCUAAAUACAAACUACUGAAUGCAAAGCACUGUUUUGCUUGUGUCCUGCUUGCAGGCUUCUUGUAGGCAUCUGAUCAGAUGGUGUGAGAACAGGAUCCUGGACUGGAUAGACCUUUUGACCUGAUGCAGAAGGGAACUUCUUAUGUCCUUAAAGGAUGUUGCACAGCUCUUCUCACUUGGAAGUUUUUCUAACAUUGAGGAAGGGUCAUUGAUUCUAGUCCUUGGCCUGGAGCAACAGAAAACCAGUCUGCUCCAUCUUAGGUGACAACCCUCUAAAUAAGUAGAAGACAGCGACUCGUUUGUAAACACCUGACUAAACUUCCUAACGGACAGAGACGUUCCGUGCAGGUGAUGGGCUCACCUUUGUUGGGGGGUGUUUUAAGCAGAGGCUAACUUAAGCUACCUGUCAGGGGUGUUGUAGUUGCAAACUGCACAGCAGACCUUGAACCGAGCAAGGGGUUGGAUGAGACUACUUCCAAGCUCCCUUCCAACACCCAAAAUUCUAUGAGAAUAAAAAUGAGAAUUGUGUUACUUGGAAGUAGUUUUGCCUGCUGCAAGACAGCUGCUUCUGCAGUUCUAUGUAGGAAAUCUAGGUUUUCUGCUUAGUGUCAUAUGUGCCAAAGAAAUAAGAGGAUAACUCUUUAAAGUUUCAAUCCAACACUUAGCUAGAAGCCCCAUUGAAUGCAAUGGGUCUUCUGAAUACACAGGCAUGGAAUCACACUGUUAAUGGGCGUAUUGGCUUUAUUUUGUAGUCUCAAGCCUGGGGACCCUAUCCUGUUGGAGGACCCAACGGUUAAAGAGAUUGCUACAAGGCACAAGAAGAGCGUCGCACAGGUAAAUAUGCUGAAGACAAAGAGUGAAUAAUGAGGCUGUCAGCCUGAACUUGGAUGGUGCCUCAUUUUUGCAUGUGGAAAAGCUGAGGGAAGUCUCAGUUAACGUGGGAGCUUCUCUGCUGAAAAUGUAGUGGAACCUUGGUUUUCGAACGUAAUCCGUUCCAGAAGACCGUUCAACUUCUGAAACGUUCAAAAACCGAAGCAUGCAUUUCUGGGUAUUCAGUGUUCGAACGCCGAACGAAACACUCAAAAACUGAGGUGCCACUGUAGUAUGGUGCAUCUGUGUAGUAAUUGUGGGAUGAGGGGUGCAGAUUCAGCUCAGAGAGCGUGGUGUAGCGGUUAAGAGCAGUGGACUCAUAAUCUGGGGAACCAGGUUCGAUUCCCCGCUCCUCCACAUGCAGCUGCUGGGUGACCUUGGGCUAAUCACACUUCUCUGAAGUCUCUCAGCCCCACUCACCUCACAGAGUGUUUGUUGUGGGGGAGGAAGGGAAAGGAGAAUGUUAGCCGCUUUGAGACUCCUUAAGGAGAGUGAAAGGUGGGAUAUCAAGUCCAAACUCUUCUUCUUCUUCAUCCCAGGCAUGUAGCCAUUCCUGUAUUUGCAUUUGCAAAUCAGCCCACCAGAAGGGGCUGAUCGGGGCCUGCGCUGGUGGUGGCAUAAUUGAACCAAGAGGAGUAUUGCAUUAGGAUCAUUGCAGAAUGCUGCUUUUCACAGCUGUUGAUUCCCAUCUAGGUUUGGAAGGACUGCUUAUUUUCUCCUUCUGAGGAGGCUGUUUGCUGUUCAUGCAAACAAACAUGAGAAUGAGAUGCGUAGUUUUGACUCUGCCAUGAAUUAAGCCUUUCAGCCAAUCCCCAUGGCAAGAUGAUUAAAGGGGUGGGGGAGAUAGGGAGACAGAUUAAAAUUAUUAUUAUUAUUAGCUGUUGCUGAGUUCAUUGGAAAUCUGAAAUGCUCAAAACAUUGGUCCACCCUUGUUGGAAACAAGUCUUGAUUUGCCCCUGCAGAUUCUGAUCAGGUUUCACAUCCAGAGGAACGUGGCUGUCAUUCCCAAGUCAGACAAACCACACCGCCUGGAAGAGAAUUUUAAGGUAAAGGAGAAUCUCCCUGCCCCAUUCUUAAUGCAGCCAUGUGGAUUUACCACUCACCUGAAUCAAAUAGCAGUAUGGGAAGGCUUGUAGUCCAGUGGUGUGGAGAGCAUAUGCUGUGCAUUUAGAAGGACCUAGGUUCAAGUCUUGGUAUCCUGGAGUUCUGUUGCUAGUCGCAGUGGAUGAUACAAUGGUCUGAUGUAGUAUGAAAAGGAUUCUGAGGAGCUGAAUGGCUAAUAGGUUUGUCCAGCCACCCUGCUGGCUGCUAGCUCCCAACACCAAACCCAUAAUCUUGAGAGUAUAAUCUGUGUUCCCAUAAUCAAAGAGCAUGGAGUGCAUGCCCCCCUCUGAACAUCCCAGUCAUUACUUUCUAGCUUGCAUUUGCAAUGCACUCUACGUGGGACUGCCUUUGGAGAUGACUUCAACUCGUCCAAAAUGCAGUGACCAGAUUGCUGCUUGGGGUUCCAGUUAGACCCACUUUCAAACAGCUGCACUAAUCCAAUGUGCUCACCUUGGGAUUUAGAGCUCAAAAGAAUUCAGGCCCCCAAAAUCUGAAAGACCACCUCCUUCCCCACCGACUCUCUUGGAUGUUAAGAUUGGCGGAAGGAACCUAUUUGGGUAGUUCUACUGCCCACAGAGGUUCGGGAGGCCAGCUUGAGAGAAAUGAUUAUUUGUGGCCGUCCCUGAGUUAUAGAAUGCUUUUCACACAUAAGUGCAUCUUAAUAUUGUAUUCCUAAAUUGCUGUCAUCUACCCUGGGCCCUUGUGGUAAGGCAAGAAGUCUAAUUAAUUACAUUGGUACCUCAGGUUACGUACGCUUCAGGUUACAGACUCUACUAACCCAGAAAUAGUACCUCGGGUUAAGAACUUUGCUUCAGGAUGAGAACAGAAAUCGUGCUCUGGCGUGGCAGCAUCAGGAGGCCCCAUUAGCUAAAGUGGUGCUUCAGGUUAAGAACAGUUUCAGGUUAAGAACGGGCUUCCGGAACGAAUUAAGUACUUAACCCAAGGUACCACUGUACUUAAUUAACAAUUUAGUGCAUCUGAGGCAAUGGUGUGUGCCAGAGUGGUACAGUGGUUAGAGUUGAACUUCUGACCAGGGAGACCUGGACUCAACUCCCGACUCAGCCAUGAAACUCAACAUCUGCCAAACAUCCUCACAGAGGAUGCCACCCUGGGUUCCUUGGCAGAAGGCUGUGGUAAAAUGACAGUAACUGUGGCAUUCUGGAAGUUUCCAUGCACACAGGAGCAACUACUCUUACUCACAUACCAUGCCUUCAUCAGUAGGAAUGUUAAUGUUCUCAGUUUCAAAACUGGGCACCCUUUCUCUCCCAACCACACACACACACACCGGGCUACCUUGACAUUUCAUUAUUCAGCCCAUGAGCCAGGGGAAUGUAGCUCACUUUUUUCAUUCUUUUUAAAAUUAUAGGUCUUUGACUUUGAAUUGACUAAAGAAGAGAUGGCGACUCUCCUCAGCUUGAACAAAAACUGGAGAGAUUGUGUGAUGGCUCAGUAAGCUUGACACUUCCAUGCUCUUCUCUUUUUUAGUGGGAGGUUUAGGAGGGGUUAUAAAGCAUUUUUAUUUCUGUAGUGCGCCCACAGCCGCCAGUAGUUUCUGUUCCAAAUUCUUUCCAACUUUUCUUAAAAACACAAAGCGCCGCCUCAAUCAAAUAUAAUUAAAAAGUAACCCCUUUCCCUGCUGCCUUGACAUCCUGCUAAGCGUAUGCUGUGGCAUUUUGCCUGAAAAAUGCUUGACUUUAGGCAACGAGAGCUGUCACACAGAGAAGGGGGGCCUGGAGCUAAUGGGCUGACAUCACAGUGGGGUAGAUUUUGGUUGAACUGUAGAAUUAAGGGCAAGGGCUGUUGGGCAAUGGUACUGACUAUCAGAGGAACAGUGGGAUUUCCUUUAAUGGAGACAUUCUUGUGGACUGCCGUAACUCUGCAUUUUCUGCUUUGAGAUGGGUUUGGACUAGGUAGCAUACAAAGUUGUGUUAAACCACUCUUAGCAUUGUAUUUGAAUUGCUGCAACCCACCCAGGAACCUUAGGGUGAAGGGCGAGUAGCAAACUGAUGAUAAUAAUCCUCUCCCACCCCAUGGUUUUACCUUUCAUGAAUUCAAACUCAUGAAGCUUUUUCCAUGUCCUGUUCUUGCAGUUCUGUCAGUCACAAAGACUACCCCUUCAAAGCCGAUUACUAAGAACCGAAGCUGCUCCGGAUGCAGAAUUAUUGUCUUUGGGACUCCUGCGUCACGAAGCUCUAGUGCAGGUACCUAUUCUUAGCCAACCACUUUGGGUCUUUCAUCCGAAAGAAGAGGAGAAAUAUUCAGGCCAAGUGGAAUGAACAACCAGAGGACUCCACAGAAGCAGCACAAGUGGAUGAUGUUGUAAAAGGCUACCUUCCUCAUCUCUCUCUCCCUCUCGCCCCAUCUACUGAAAUUGGCCAAGUAUUGAGUGUUGAUCAAGGACCCUACCAGAGGGUUCUUGAUGGCUGUGAUGCUUUUGCAACAUCACUUGCAUUGGGUGAACCCACCUGCAAGUGGGCUUGAGAGAAAAGCUUGGUUUAUUCUGGGGAUGGGGAACCUGUGGCCUUCCAGAUGUUGUUGGGACUCCCAUGAGACCCACAUAGCACGGCCAGCGCUCAGGGGCUAUGGGAGUUGUAGCCCAAACAGUAUCCAGAGAGCCAUAGGCUCCGCCACCUGAUUUAUUUGAACCAGUUUGUGAACCACAGGGGAGAAGGAGUUUUCUUCUCCAGUUCAGAUUAAAAUCUGGGCCAGAGAAGAAUUUUUGGGUCCUAAUGCUUGCCUUACAUUUAAGGGUAAGUAUUAUGCACCACCCAGUUGUGCAUUCUGGGCCAGUGAAAUCCAAACACCUUACCUGUUUUGUUACUGAGUGGUGUGUACCUUUUGGAAAUAAUAAAAAUAAUUCCCACACCAACACUUGGGUAACCUGAUUCAUGCCACCUGUUUAAGAUCUUCUGCCCAUUGCAUUUUGUCUUUCUCAUCCAGUGAACUGGGAGCAGCCUCUUGCCUCUGACCCUUUUCAACAGGUUUCACAGCAGACCCUGUGGCUACACAGAAGGGGGCUAAACACACAGCCUGAUCCUAUCAGUACCUUAAAUUAUUUGGCGGGGGAAGAGAACACCCAACCACCUGGUAGACAUACUGCAUUUAUUGUGAAUUGCAGGUUCAACAUACUGGUUUUAUUGCAGAUACUUGAAUGUAAAGAGUCCAAAAAGUGUAUUAAAAACAACAAACCACCACCAAACAGUAACAGACGGAUCCAAAAGCCAUUCACUGCAUGAUUUCAUUCUGAAAGCCCAAGUGAAAUUCAAUAUGUAAACAAGAAGGUUUUAAAAUAAAAAUAGGGCAGAUGGAGGCAACGAAAACAAAAAGCAGUAACAAGGCAAUAACCGUUCCCAGGCUAUAAUUUGCAUCUGAGAAGUGGGCCAGAAAACCUGAACAAUGAUAAACUGAGUUGCCUAUUUUGACUCCACCCAUCUAAUUUAUGGUGUAAAAGCAGAACCUCGUGCGAUAAUAAAUUCAAACCUAACUUGGUCACCCUUGAGGCUGCUAUAUAUACAAGUCAAAUGAUAUGGCUGUAAGUAAGGAAUUUUGGGAGGAAGCUUUGGGGGGGGGUGAGCCUCCCCCUUCAUCAACACCCCAGCUCCCAAAAUGCACCCGGUGCAGCUGCAGUUCUUUAGGAGAGAACGUCCGCACAGGGUUCAAUGGAGCCCCCUUCAUCCCCACAACCCAGCUGGCCUUUGACCCUGCAGUACAAAUAACUGGCGUGUUCAGCCUGAGGUGUGCUUAGGCCCUUUUGUGGCACUACACCUCUGACCAAGGGCCAGGGGGAGGAAGGACAGAGGUGUUGUAUGCAUAUAGCUGCAUCUACAAGUGGCUGGCCUAUGCCUAUUUUAAAAGAGACCAAGAUGCAUAGAGACCUGAUAAAGGGCAAAUCUAGCGUGCGGUAAGUUAGAAAUAGUGUGUCGCCAACAAUGUGUACGUGUGUCUCGUGUGUGUUAAUUACGGUAGUUUUAUAUAAAUUAGCUACAUUGUUUUAUACAAGUGACAUUAUGCUUGACGCUUAAUACCCUUUCCAACCCCCCCUCCCUCUUUAAAACUAUACUUUUAAUUACCCAUUAAAAGGCAUCUGAUACUUUCUUUAAAAAACAAUCUAAUAUUUCUCUUGCCACGUGCUUAAUGGCAAUUAUGAAAUCUUAAUAUAAAAAGUGUGUAUUUUUUUUUUUUUUGUAAAAACAAAAAAGUUGUGAUAUUGGCUAGUUAUGUACGUUUAUAACUAAAUAUAGUACUCUAGCGGGUAUUAAAAGCCUUCUACCAUUAGUAGUGCCUUACAGCUAAUUUUUGUAAAGCUUUAUGCAUAUAUUCUAAAGUUGCAAGUAACCAAAAUGACAACAACAACAACAAAAAAGGAGAGAGAGAAAAGCUAUCAGUACCGCUGUCAACCGCAAUCAUCCAAAUUUAGGUUAUUAACUUAAAACUAGACGGGAAAAGGAACGAUACCUUAAAGUACAGAGCAGGUUUCAACUGGGUGCCGAUUUGACAUGGGCAAAGUACAGGAUAUAUAUAUAUAUUGUCAGCAAAAGGUAUUUCUUCCAUGCCUCAAUCUAAAGUGCAGAAAGAAAGAAAAAUAACAGGGCUCAAUCCAGCUGUGGAAGUGGGAAGAAUUUGUGGGGGGUCCACAGUGGCCCGUUCCCUGUGGUCUCCCCAGUGGCAUUCAUUUUUGCAGAGUGGGGGAAACGCUUGCCUCCUCUCACCUCCUGCCGUGUGGUUGACCUCAUGCCACAUUUUUCCUGGCCCUGCUGCAAAACAAUAUUUUUAAAAAUACUGUUAAUGGACCAGGCACUGUUGCAACAGAGCAUCGGUGUGAUGUACCCAUGCCAUAUGCGAUUACAUCCCAGGGAAGAUGCGCAAAUCGUGGGCUUCCAAGGGAGAAUGCAACAGGGAAUUAAUGCCAAACCCAUCUGUGUUCAGUAAGGAGCCAGCGGCAAAUAGGUCGUUUACACCUCUGCCUUUAAAAGCCAUCGAAUGCUUUUAAUUUCUUCGCCCCCUCAGUGUUCCAGACUGAUCCAAUCUUAUUCCUAAGCAUCAUUCCGUUGAACUAGGACUGCAUUUGGGAGGUGUACACACUAGAGGGCGCCCCUCUUUUACGGCACUAACACAGUCUUGCUCAGACACACAGUUGGUUAGAGCUACUCAGUAGAAGUGUCUCUCGUUUCACAGCGUGGAUUUCUUUUUAAGAAUAAAGCUCUUGUUCGAAGGCACUACUAUUAGGAUGAAUGCUUUAAGGCUGAUUAUUAAAUACAGUGCUAAUAUACAUGGUGUCUUUUGUUUUUUUAAAAAAUGGGAUAACGCACCAAAAAACACAGCGGACCCCCCAAUCCCCCCCCCUCCCCUCCCGAAGGCCUUCUGGUAAACAAACAUAAAUAUAUAUAAAAGGAAAGGGACAAAUUUAGCACUUCCGUUAUUAAAAACCGAGUUGGUCCAGCAUCAUUGGAGAGUUUCUUAGGGUUCCUUUUCAAAUUGUCUCAAACCUGCUGAAAGAAAGAGAAGUUAGGGGGUAGCAUAGAUUCACAAUAAAAUGCCAUUCCUCUGACCUACAGUGGUACCUCAGGUUACAUACGCUUCAGGUUACAUAGGCUUCAGGUUACAAACUCCGCUAACCCAGAAAUAGUGCUUCAGGUUAAGAACUUUGCUUCAGGAUGAGAACAGAAAUCGUGCUCUGGCGGCGCGGCGGCAGCAGGAGGCCCCAUUAGCUAAAGUGGUGCUUCAGGUUAAGAACAGUUUCAGGUUAAGAACGGACCUCCAGAACAAAUUAAGUACUUAACUCGAGGUACCACUGUAUUUGCAUAACCAAGAAAUCCUAAAUUGUGACAAAGACUGCUGAUUAUGCCAUGGGUGAAUCUGUCAAGCUUUGGUUUCUUGUAGUUUCUCAGUUUUUAAGUUCAGUUCUCCACCUUGGGGCUUUUUUUAAAGAAAAAAAUACUCCCCAUGAAAAUUCAGCAGCACUUUAGUGCAAAUGACUCUUAAUACACGCUUUCUUUUGCAAAGCAUAUUUUCUCCAAUAUUUAUAUUUUUUCCUGAUAUAAUGCAUUUUUGUGCACAUUAUUACUUGGCUGGCAAACUGCCCUGCAAAAUUCAGAGGAGAACAAAUUCUGAAGUGUGGCUGUGUUUUGCUUGACAUGGUUUUUAUGUGAAAAAGUUUGGAUUAGGUUGAUUAGUGGCCUCUAAAUACAACUUGAAUCACAUUUCUCCCUAGUGCUGAUUCAGCGUUCUGAUGCUGAAUCGGCAAAUUGCAAAGAGCCCAGGUACCCCAGGCAGUUAUUAGCAAUACCCCUUUGCUCACUCUAAGGUCUAGAAUUGGUUUGCAAUCACUUCUGCACUCCCAUCUGCCGCUAUAUAACUCAAAUAAUAUCCACUGUAUUGUUUACCUGCUAACUGAUUAUCAAAAGGGUAAAGCAUGAAGACUUAAGGAAUGAGGAACUUUAAAAUUUUAAGUGCCCAUCAUCCCUGACCACUGGCCCUGCUUACAGUGCGAGUUGGGAGUCUUAGCAAAAUCUGGAGUGCCACAGGUUCCCCACCUCUUGUUUUAAGCCAAUAAUGCGAAAAAAGACUUGAAGGAGAAAGAAGAGGAUCCAUCACACCGAAACCAUAGGUACCAACCCCGCACCCCCCUCAUAGCAGCAACUUCCCCACUCAACCAAGCCCUCCUAAAAAAGGAAAGAGAAAAGCACCACCCCAGUUUAAAAAAAAUAAAAUUUGGUGGAGGACCUCAACUCCAAAGCACAUAAAACUAGAUAGCAAACAUAAUUUUGUUGUUGUUUAGUCGUGUCUGACUCCUCGUGACCCCAUGGACCAGAGCACGCCAGGCACUCCUGUCUUCCACUGCCUCCCACAGUUUGGUCAAACUCAUGCUGGUAGCUUUGAGAACACUGUCCAACUAUCUCGUCCUCUGUCGUCCCCUUCUCCUUGUGCCCUCAAUUUUCCCAACAUCAGGGUCUUUUCCAGGGAGUCUUCUCUUCUCAUGAAGUGUAUUGGAGCCUCAGCUGCAGGAUCUGUCCUUCCAGUGAGCACUCAGGGCUGAUUUCCUUCAGAAUGGAUAGGUUUGAUCUUCUUGCAGUCCAUGGGACUCUUAAGAGUCUCCUCCAGCACCAUAAUUCAAAAGCAUCAAUUCUUCAGCAAUCAGCCUUCUUGAUAGUCCAGCUCUCACUUCCAUACAUCACUACUACAUAAUACUACUCUGUUAGUCUAGACUCUUGUAACCAAACAUCUCCCUCCACUAUCAGAGAAAGUCUAUUGGGGCUAUUUAUCUAAUACAGAAUGUUGUUCCUCAUCCAAACUAAUCUUAAAUUGCAAACCCUGCUCCACCAAAAGUGCUCCCUCGCUUAUGCCACCAUUCCUGGAAUCCGCUUCUCAAACUAGAGCCACCCUGGAAGCAUGCUCACACCAUGAACACCCCCAAAAUAUUGUUGUUUUACUUACCAUUGGUCUCUGACUUUUUGCCGGUCGCUGUCGCCUGAAUUACAGAAGAAGAGCACAAAGUUGAAAGGUCAGGUCAGGUUUUUUCUGUUCACAUAUAAUAAUAGCAUAGCGUUUAUUUCCAGCAGAUUGCUAGAUACUGUUCAGAAGAAAGGAAUAAAGAGAUGAAAAAUACUGAGCUUACAGAGGUGGCUCUUUGCGAUCUCUUACCUUUGUGGGGGAAGUGACUUUUUCAACCGACUGCUUCUCCCAGAGGUUACGUUUGCCGGAUACGUCUCCAGGUUUUAAGUCCUAGUUCAAAGAAGGAGACGGGGAAACAAAGCAAGAAGUUUGAAAAAGAGAAAGCAGUUAAUGAAAGGUCACUACACGUGGAAAGACUGACAUUUGUGCAAUAGAACUUACCCUCCCUCCCAUCAUGUGCACCCCCCAGGCUGGGGGAACCCCAGGGCAGAUUGGGGUGAGAUGCUCAGGGGAAGGGAGAGAGGCUAUGUGCCAUGAUGCAAGCAAUGGCAUAGUUCGAUCCAAACAAAGUUGUAUCUUAUUUAGACCCCUUAAGGCCAAUUUCAUAUACGUACAUUGCCACGAGUCUUUCAUCAUUUAUUGAAAAGGGCCCCACUGACAUAAACAGGACUUGUAUGAAUGGAAGCCUGGUUAUGACUGGGACUGCAGGACUACGGUUUUGUGGCUUAGCACGAUGGUAGCUCAGAAAGAGAUUUACCUGACUAGUUUAACAGAAAACAGCCAGUCCAAGAGAAGAAUAGAACAGCAGGUAUCUGGAAUCCAGCCAAGGAGAUGAUGGUGAAAAGAGGAGAGAAUAGAGAAAUCAACUGAGAAAGAGAGAAUGAAUUGGAGAAAAGGACAGGUAAGUCUUGAUCCACUUCUGUUGCUCUUGCACACGCCCACAAACUAAUUGCAGUGCCAAUUUAUGUUGCAUGAAAUUUACUUCUCUGUGUACUUGCAAACAUCCAUCGAGGAGUUUUGACCAGAGGUGGAGAAGAGCAUACAAAUUGACCGAAAAUGGGGAGCCCUUUCCAGCCCAAGGGCUGCUUUGCAUCAAGGGCAACCUUCCUUGGGGGCUGGGGGCUGUGUAUGCCAGUAGUGGGUGGGGCCAUAGGCAAAAGUGGGUGGAGCAAUAGGUGUGACCUUUGCUCAGUAAGCUAUAUUCCAGCCAUGCAAAAAGUCAGAGGCUUCUACAUCCUCGCAAGCAAGAGGCAUUUUCACAAUUCAAGGACACAUUCCAGGAAGGCAGAAGAGCUCGAGGACAGCAUAGAGAAGGACAGGGACUGGUAAAGGGCUGGACACAGAUCUGAAGGGCCUCAUUUGAUGCCCUGGCCCUGCGGUUCCCUGAAUUGCAGGGGGUUGGACUCUGAUUCCCCAUCUCUGUUGUAGGGAAACUGGCCACCAGGAACUAAUGGUGGCUGCUACCAUCGCCUCUUUCUCCCUGCUAGCAUCUGGUAACUGAGGAGACACACAUUCCAAACAUAAAGGUCCCACUAUUAUGAUUAAUGGCCCUUCUCAAUUGCAGGGUCCAUGAAUUAGCCUACUUGAUCACCUACAGCCUUCAUGCACGACAGCCUCUAUCUUGCACUGGUUCCUUCCCUGCUCCGGCCAUUCACAGUACAAGGCACGUCCCCAUGCUCAGAAGCCAUGGGUGAUGGCAAAGAGGAGGAGGAGGAAAAGCUGACUCCAUAUAAGAAGAUCAAGCACCUCUACCACCACCAAAAUACGAAGCCAGGAAAGGUAAAGGUACCCCUG